Sphaeramia orbicularis (orbiculate cardinalfish) is the source of this 3206-nucleotide messenger RNA. RefSeq names its product synaptotagmin-like 4 (gene sytl4). Gene Ontology annotation, cellular component: plasma membrane; exocytic vesicle. The record is from RefSeq and is a predicted model, not a curated record. The coding region runs from base 245 to 2356 and encodes 703 amino acids. The transcript is spliced from 18 exons. Gene Ontology annotation, molecular function: small GTPase binding; neurexin family protein binding. NCBI's taxonomy places the organism in Eukaryota, Metazoa, Chordata, Actinopteri, Kurtiformes, Apogonidae. Gene Ontology annotation, biological process: intracellular protein transport; exocytosis.
CCUUAUCUUCCGGUACUUGGGACUCCUCCGGCACAAAGUCAACAGUUUUGGAGACAGGAGGCAAGAAGAACGAGAAAGACGAGGAGGGAAUGGUUUUUGUCACAAAGGAAGGAAUCAGUCGGAGCCCGUAGUGACUUGAACCACGGUGGGGGAGACACCGACUAUUAACAGAUUAAUUUCCAAUGUGACAGCUGUUGCUUUUAACCAGUUAAGCUGUGCUGAGGCCUCUGAUUUAAAGGCAACAAUGCCCCAGGCCGCUAACACAAUCAACCUGGGCUUCCUGUCCGACUCUGAGCGGGAGCUGAUCCUGGAGGUGCUGCGACGAGACGAGGAGCUGAGGCUGGCGGAGGAGCAGCGAGUGCGGAAGCUGAAGACAGAGCUGCUGGAUGUGAAGAGGAAAGGAGCCAAACGUGGCAGUGGAAAAUACAGUCAGCGUGUUUGUGGUCGAUGCCUGGAGCCUCUCAGUUCACUGACUGUGUUCUCCAAUCAGUGUAAGAUGUGCAGUCACUACGUGUGCCGCAACUGCAGAACGGUCUUAUCCAAAGGGUCCUGGUUAUGCAGUGUGUGCGCCAAAGAGUCAGACAUAAAGAAAAGAACAGGUGACUGGUUCUACAACCAAAGGGUAAACCGCUUCUGUGCUAAUCCUGGACAUGACCUAGUGAGAAGCUCACUCAAAAAGAGGCCUCCGCCAUCAAAGAAGCGUGAGACGACAGCAGAAGUGCUACUAAGAAAUACAGAGUUAAAUCCAGAUGCUGCUGCUCCUCAAUCCAGACAGAAAAACCUGACAGUUAAUAAAGGUCCUUCAAGAGAGAAUUCAGGAUCUAUUGCUUCAAGGGAAUCGGUAGAAUCAAAGGACGACGUUUCUUCAAAGCCAACACCCAGCGACACAGAGUCUGCAGAAAUUGCCAGCAUAAGUAGCAGUAAAACUGAAACUGAGUCUGGUCGUGCGACUCCUGAACCACCAAGGAAAGUGAAUCGACCACCUCGGUCCAGUCCAGCAGGAUCCAGUGUUUCCAAUUUGACUCUCCCAGUCAAAGCUGACUCGGAGGCUAACACGGUCCAGGAAGUGAAAGAGGUCAAUCCAAGCCCAGAAUUGGAUGUAGACAGACUGUUCAAGAAGAGUGUUAGACGAGCCCCAAAGUCCUCUGAAUGUGCAUCAACGUUGGACCUCCGUGAAGAUGAGAGGGAUACAUCAUCCACCUCAUUGGGCAAAAGAAGCAAGUCUGUUCCAGGCCUUGAUACUCAGGAAGAAGAGGAGGAGGAGGAAGAUAUUGACAGCUUGGUUAGCUUUCAUAAAAGGACAAUGGCUUCAAGCUCCUCUAGUCUGCACAGCACGAAGAGCACAAUGGGCAGCAUGAUGAGCAUUUACAGUGAGGCAGGAGAUUAUGACACUGUGGAGGCGAGUGGAGACAUUAUCUUCUCUGUGAGCUAUGACGAAAACUCCAAGAGCCUCCUGGUCUUCAUUAAGGAGUGCCAUGGGCUGGCCUACGGCAAUGCCUCCCGGCAGAGUUCAAACCCUUAUGUCAAAUGUUAUCUUCUACCUGACAAAUCGCGCCAGAGCAAAAGGAAAACCACCGUCAAGAGUAACACAGUGAACCCUGUCUACAACGAAACACUGAAGUACUCCAUCAAUCACUCUCAGCUCUUCACCCGAUCCAUUCUGAUAUCAGUGUGGCAUCACGGUCGCCUUAGCCGCAACACUUUCCUGGGUGAAGUAGAGAUCGCUCUGGACUGCAGAGACCUGGACUCUCCUCAGGAGGAGCGGGUGUCUCUCAUGUCAAAGGCGCCCUCUUCUGUGCCAUCUUCAGCUUUUGCUCAGUAUAAAGGAGACUUGGUGAUUUCAUUGAAGUAUAUCACACCUCAGAAGCCAUUAUCUGACAAAACCAAAGGCAAGAAGGCAGCAAGUGAUGAAGGGGGAGAGCUGCAUGUCCUUGUUAAAGAAGCAAAGAAUUUGAUGGCCAUGAAAGUAGGAGGCACAUCAGACAGCUUUGUGAAAGGGUAUUUGUUCCCAUCAAAGGUAAAGUCCACCAAGAGAAAAACUCCAGUUGUGAAGAAAAAUCUGAACCCUCACUAUGACCACAUAUUUGUGUACAAGGACCUGUCCCUGGAUCAGUUAAAGGGGAUGUGUCUGGAGCUCACUGUGUGGGACAGAGAGGCCAUGUCAAGCAAUGAAUUCCUUGGAGGAGUACGCCUUAGCUCUGGAAAAGGUUGUGUGAAAAUAGGGAAGGAGGAAGUGGAGAUGGACUCUGUUGGGGAGGAGGUCAGUCUGUGGCAGAAAAUGAUGCAGUACCCUGACUCAUGGGCAGAGGGCACUCUUCCACUGCGCUCCACUAUGGGGAAGGACAAGGGCAAGUAAGGACAUCCGAGUCAACAGCCUUCCAGCUGUAGGACAAGCUGCAGACUCACAGUAGCUUCAGGACACACCCACUAUAGAAUACACACUCAAGAUGGUUAGGUUUACAUGGGUGGAUUUGGAGGAAAAGUCAGGGUAGGGGUGUCAUCAGUCAUGUUCAGACCUUUGAGUAGAGGCAGACACUGAAACCAAGCUGUAUGAGACCAAUAUGAGACUGAGGGUUUGAGAUCAAUUCCAUUUUAUAAGUUUAUCACAUAGACGACCUGCUGAAUGCCAAAUGCCCACCCACCCCACUCCCCUUUGGGAUUCAUCUUUAACCCCACCUCCCCUCACUGCAGGCUGAUGUUACUUUUACAUAUGUGCCAAAGCAUCUUAACACUAAAUUUUAUUUCAGGUAGGAAUUAUAUUAGAGCAAUGACACAGUCUAAAAUGUGUUUCUAAAAUUAUAUUAUGUAUUUAUUACAAUUCAGAUCAUGCACAGCACUUAAUAUAGAAAUGGUGUCAUAGUAUUUCAACACUUCCUUCGUAUUUGUGUACAGCUGAAAUGUGCUUGGAUGGGGCAGUAAUCCAUUAUUAACUUCCAUGAAAUGUCUGGUAUUGCAUCUGAAAGAAAUUCUAGUCAUUUUAAUCUAUGCUAUUACAUUUCCGAUGACACAAAUGUGUACAAAUAUUUAUAUAAAACUGCACAGAAAACAUUAAUUGUUUUAUGUUUUAAAUUUGCUUAUUUGCAUUUAUAUGUAUGUGUGUGUGGAGGUUUAACUUUUAUUCAUCAUUGGAAAGUGAUCAGAGCUAUGUUUACCUCAAGGUUGCCUUGAAUAUUCUGUUCACCCAAUAAAAUCUGAAUUAAACCAAA